Soboliphyme baturini is the source of this 2748-nucleotide messenger RNA. Lineage: Eukaryota; Metazoa; Nematoda; Enoplea; Dioctophymatida; Soboliphymatidae. The record is from the annotation of a GenBank genome assembly.
AUGUUAAAAUUUUUUGCGUAUUGUAUUUUACCAGUCAUUUCUGUUGGUGAUUCUUGUCUACAAAAAAUCGUCGUUUGUCAGGAGGACGACGACCUGCCGUAUGAAGAGGACAUUCUUCGCAACCCGUUCUCGAUCAAAUGUUGGCUGCGAUACAUCGAACACAAACGACAGACGUGCCAGAACGUGCGUUCUAUCUACCAGUUGUAUGAACGAGCUUUGCACGAGCUGCCGGGCAGCUACAAGCUGUGGUACGAGUACCUUUCGAUGAGGCAACGGGAAGCGUGCGGUUUCUGCAUCACCGAUCCGAUUUACGAAGAGGUCAAUCACUGUUUCAAAAGAGCGCUGAUUUUCAUGCAUAAGAUGCCAAGAAUAUGGUUGGAAUACUGUGAGUUUAUGAUUCGUCAAAGGCUGAUCACAAAGACACGUAACGUUUUUGACCAGGCAUUGCGCGCACUGCCGGUCACUCAGCACGACCGCAUCUGGCCUUUGUACCUGAAGUUCGUUCAAGACCAUAACAUACCAGAGACGGCGGUUCGUGUAUUUCGGAGGUACCUAAAGUUGUUUCCGGAAGAGUCCGAGGCUUACGUCGAGUAUCUGAAGUCGAUCGAUCGGUUAGACGAGGCUGCGCAGAGGCUAGCCACGAUCGUUAACGAUGAAGGCUUUGUGAGUCGCGAGGGAAAAACUAAUCAUCAGUUGUGGCAGGAUCUUUGUGAUCUCAUUGCGAAAAAUCCCGACAAGGUCACGUCGCUAAAGGUGGAACCAAUUAUUCGCCAAGGUAUCAAGAUGUACACGGAUCAGGUGGGCAGUCUGUGGUGUUCACUGGCCGACUACUACAUUCGCGGCGGACAUUUCGAGAAGGCACGCGAUAUUUACGAAGAAGCUGCGCAGACCGUAGUUACAGUGCGCGACUUUACACAGGUGUUCGACGCUUACGCGCAGUUCAUGGAGCUGUUAAUUAGUUCUGCAAUCGCAGAUCUGCAGAAGCAUAACUUGGUCGAUAACGAACAAGACGCAAUCGAGCUGGAUCUGAUGAUGGCAAGGUUUGAAAACCUAAUGGAUAGGCGUCCUCUACUGCUGAACAGUAUCCUUCUCCGUCAGAACCCGCAUAACGUUCAUGAAUGGCACAAGCGCGUAGACCUUCUCAAAGAUGAUGAGAAAAAGGUGAUCGAAACUUUCACCGAGGCGGUGCAUACGGUCGAUCCUAAACUCCAGGUCGGAAAGUUGUACACACUUUGGGUCCGUUUUGCCAAAUUUUACGAAAAGAAUGGCCAACUUGACGAUGCGAGACAAGUUUUCGAACAAGCGUUGAAAGUAUCGUACACCAAGGUUGAAGAUCUGGCAGCCGUGUAUUGCCAGUUGGUCGAAAUGGAACUCAGAAACAAAAAUGUUAAGAACGCUUACUUGGUGAUCAAAAGAGCGGUUACGCCUCCAGCCGCGAAAGUGCACUAUUUUGACCAGGCGAGUUUGGUUUAUGUCACAUCUGCUAUGAUCAUAUGUUUUUUGGGCAACCUCAGGUGCAUGUUUCAGACUGAACCUGUUCAGAAUCGUGUCUACAGAUCGCUGAAAAUUUGGAGUCUGUUUGCCGACAUGGAGGAAAGCUUUGGAACAUUUGAGUCGUGCAAAGCCGUAUACGAUCGCAUAAUCGAAAUGCGAAUCGCUACUCCGCAGAUGAUUAUCAACUACGGAUUGUUUCUUGAAGAACACAAGUUUUUCGAAGAAGCGUUCAGGGCGUACGAGAAAGGCAUCGCGCUGUUCAAAUGGCCGAAUGUGUAUGAGAUAUGGAACAAUUAUCUAAUCAAGUUCAUGGAACGAUACGGUGGUAAAAAGCUGGAACGUGCGCGGGAUUUGUUUGAACAAUGUUUGGAAAACUGUCCCCCGGAAUUUGCGAAAGUGGUUAGCGGCUCAUAUUUUGAUUCCUUCUUUUCAGACAUAUACCUACUGUACGCUAAGCUCGAGGAGGAAUAUGGCUUGGGCCGGCAUGCGAUGAACAUCUAUAACCGUGCCACCGAGGCCGUGACGAAAGACGAAAUGUAUAGUGUUUUCAACAUAUACAUCAAAAAGGCGGCUGAAAUAUACGGCGUCACUCAGACGCGUCCUAUUUACGAAAAAGCCGUAGCCGUCUUGCCAGACAAUCAUGCUCGUGAAAUGUGUCUUCGGUUUGCUGAACUGGAACGCAAGUUGGGAGAGAUCGAUAGAGCAAGAGCGAUAUACGCCCACUGUUCUUCAAUGUGCGAUCCAAGGAUCCAUGAAGAGUUUUGGCAGGUCUGGAAGGAGUUUGAGGUAAAGCAUGGCAAUGAAGAUACGGUUCGCGAAAUGCUGCGGAUUAAGCGCAGUGUUCAAGCGACCUAUAACACCCAGAUUAAUUUCAUGUCGGCACAGAUGCUCGCCGCGGCCAGUGGUCAGAUGAAGACCAGUAUGUGCGUCACUGUUGUUUGUCACUUGCUAACGGCCAUGUUCAAUUUAGCCGAAGAAAUGACCGCUGGUGACAGCAUGGCCCUCCUCGAGGCUAAGGCACAGCAGCUGGCCGAGGAGGCGUCGAAGGGCGGCCAGAAGUCCAAGGUGUCCGCCAUCAGUUUCAUCAGCGGCGAAACGAUGCACGACCAACAUCGCGGAGCUGGAACACGGGUGGUCGAAGAGCGAAAUCCGGAUGAGAUCGAUUUAGACAUGUUGAACGAACUUGAGGUCGAAAAACAAACAGUGCCGUCAGAAGUUUUUGGAAACCUUGCGAACGAUGAAGAAGUUACGUAG